Messenger RNA from Erigeron canadensis, 2579 nucleotides. RefSeq names its product potassium transporter 2. Gene Ontology annotation, biological process: potassium ion transmembrane transport. The record is from RefSeq and is a predicted model, not a curated record. Bases 136 to 2505 code for a protein of 789 amino acids. The transcript has 11 exons. NCBI's taxonomy places the organism in Eukaryota, Viridiplantae, Streptophyta, Magnoliopsida, Asterales, Asteraceae. Gene Ontology annotation, cellular component: plasma membrane. Gene Ontology annotation, molecular function: potassium ion transmembrane transporter activity.
ACAUCUUUAUGCUGAUAUGGAACCUGGUUGAUGUGGUGUCGUCGUGAUAUCCUUUUAGACUUAUUUUAUUGAAUUGGGAUCUGCAUUUAGCUCAUUUUAUCAUCAUCAAAGUUAAGGAAUCUUGAUUUGGGAAGCAUGGAUUAUGGUAACAAAAAGUGUAAGGAGAAUUCUAAGGAUUCUUGGAGGACAACACUGGUGUUAGCUUAUCAGAGUCUUGGAAUAGUGUAUGGAGACCUGAGCAUUUCGCCAAUUUAUGUCUACAAAAGCACAUUUGCAGAAGACAUUCGUCACUCAGAAACCAACGAAGAGAUUUUUGGUGUUCUUUCAUUUGUUUUCUGGACUUUGACUCUAGUUCCUUUGUUCAAAUACGUGUUCAUUGUUCUUCGAGCUGACGAUAAUGGCGAAGGUGGAACUUUUGCUCUUUAUUCCUCCAUAUGCCGGCAUGCUAAAGUAAGCAUGCUACCAAACCGACAAAUUGCUGAUGAAUCGCUCUCUACAUAUAAGUUGAAACAACCUCCAGAGAGGGAAAACAGGUCAAAGGUUAAAAUGUUGCUUGAGAAGCACAAACCUUUGCAUACAGCUUUACUAAUAUUGGUUCUUCUCGGAACUUGUAUGGUAAUUGGGGAUGGAGUCCUUACUCCCGUUAUAUCUGUUUUUUCUGCGGUUUCUGGGCUCGAGCUAUCAAUGUCCAAGAAACACCAUGAAUAUGCAGUGAUUCCAAUUACCUGCGUCAUUUUAGUGUGCCUAUUUGCACUACAGCAUUAUGGCACACAUCGAGUUGGUUCCUUUUUUGCUCCAAUCGUAUUGUUAUGGCUUCUAUGCAUCAGUGGGCUCGGGUUAUACAAUAUAUUUCAUUGGAACCAGCAUAUUUACAAAGCUCUAUCGCCUUAUUACAUGUACAAGUUUUUGAAGAAGACAAAAAAACAAGGGUGGAUGUCUUUGGGAGGAAUUUUAUUGUGCAUCACAGGUUCGGAAGCAAUGUUUGCUGAUCUUGGUCAUUUCUCGUACACUGCAAUCCAGAUUGCUUUCACCUUCCUCGUCUAUCCUGCGCUAAUUCUUGGUUAUAUGGGGCAAGCAGCUUACCUGUCAAAGCAUCACCAAAUUGCUCAUGACAUUAGUUAUUAUGUCUCAGUCCCAGAAAGUAUUAGGUGGCCUGUUCUUGUUAUAGCCGUUCUUGCUUCAGUUGUUGGGAGCCAAGCAAUCAUCAGUGGCACAUUCUCAAUCAUUAACCAGAGUCAGUCACUAGGUUGUUUUCCUAGGGUUAAGGUUGUCCAUACAUCGGACAAGAAACACGGUCAGAUUUACAUCCCCGAGAUCAACUGGAUACUUAUGAUCCUAUGCAUUGCUGUGACCGUUGGAUUCAGGGACACAAAACACAUGGGAAAUGCAUCAGGAUUGGCUGUUAUGGCAGUAAUGCUCGUUACAACUUGCCUGACAUCAUUAGUAAUUAUUCUUUGCUGGCAUAAACCACCAAUUUUAGCUCUUUGCUUCCUAUUUUUCUUUGGGUCCAUAGAACUACUCUACUUCUCAGCUUCUUUAGUCAAGUUUCGUGAAGGGGCAUGGCUCCCAAUCCUCUUAGCACUCUUUCUAGUUACCAUAAUGUUCGUGUGGCACUAUGCUACCACCAAAAAGUACGAAUAUGACCUUCAAAAUAAAGUCUCUUUAGAAUGGCUACUUGCAUUGGGGCCAAGUUUGGGCAUUUCACGUGUCCCUGGGAUUGGGCUUGUGUUUACGGAUCUUACCUCGGGCAUCCCGGCUAACUUUUCACGGUUUGUGACCAAUCUGCCUGCAUUUCACCGUAUUUUGGUGUUUGUGUGUGUGAAGUCUGUACCUGUUCCCUUUGUCCCUCGAGCUGAGAGAUACCUUAUGGGUCGUGUGGGACCUGCUUCUCUUAGAUCUUAUAGGUGUAUAGUGCGUUAUGGUUAUCGUGAUGUUCACCAGGAUGUGGAUUCAUUUGAGACUGAACUUGUUAACCACAUUGCUGAAUUCAUUCGUUAUGACUGGUGCCGCCCUGAACAGACUAAUGAUCCAGGAAACGAUGACGAAGGGCUUCCAUCAAGUAGGUCUUCAGGAGAGUACAGGCUUGCGGUAAUAGGGAGCUCAGACUUUUCUACAAGUCGGGCUUUUGAAGCAGAAGAAAGUAUGCAACAAGUUAGUGUAUCUGUCGGUUUUCCAACAAUUGAUAGCAUCACAGACAUAGUCCAGAUGGAGACACAAAACAAAGGAAGACGAGUGACAUUUGCUGUUGAUGAUGCUAGUUCUAAUGAUCCGAAAGACCUCCAAAUGAGUGAAGAACUUCAAGAUUUAUUGGAUGCUCAGCAAAGCGGGACUGCAUUUAUACUUGGUCACUCACAUGUGAAAGCGAAACAAGGAUCAUCAGUUUUUAAGAGGUUAGCUAUUGAUUUCGCAUAUAAUUUCCUCAGGCAGAAUUGUAGGGGACCAGAUGUGGCGUUGAAGGUCCCUCCGUCGUCGCUGUUGGAAGUUGGCAUGGUUUAUGUAGUAUAAAACUUACUAUGGAUAUAUCUAUAUAUUUCGUCUUAAUAGUUUAUGUUAAUAUUAAUGGAAGUCAUUUUGCUCGA